AUGAUCGGAAAGAUCGGCAGUAGACUUAGGCAGUUAAGGUUCUGGAGAAAAAAACGAUCAGUAGCUGCCUGUUCUGCUUGCGACCUGUUAGACUCAGAUGAUGCCAAUGUUGUUAUAGCUAAUGUAUGUGGUGCUGAUGCAGCUAGUGGUUUGGAGGAUAUUACAAAGAGUAUACAAAAUCUACAACUUUUGUAUGAAGACGUCAUGAAUGGAACUGUACUCACAGAGAUACUAAUUGGAGCGCCUCAAAUGACGACCACUCCGUCCUUGUCUAUCUCAGCUGAUCUUGACCACAUCAUAUACAGCAUUGGACCAAGGACAAAAACAUUGGGCGGGGUGCCCGGGGAGAAAAUAAUCUUCAGUGAUAAACCAGCAUCGUAUGCUAUGCUGGCAGAUAAAAUUUACAAUGAUUUUGUGUGAAAAGACCUAAAUGUGAAAAAAAAUCUUUACAUGUA
Messenger RNA from Saccostrea cuccullata (small rock oyster), 455 nucleotides. RefSeq lists its product as uncharacterized. The transcript has 4 exons. NCBI's taxonomy places the organism in Eukaryota, Metazoa, Mollusca, Bivalvia, Ostreida, Ostreidae. The coding region runs from base 1 to 420 and encodes 139 amino acids. The record is from RefSeq and is a predicted model, not a curated record.